Pteronotus mesoamericanus is the source of this 3061-nucleotide messenger RNA. RefSeq names its product cytosolic arginine sensor for mTORC1 subunit 2 (gene CASTOR2). The record is from RefSeq and is a predicted model, not a curated record. Gene Ontology annotation, biological process: negative regulation of TORC1 signaling. Lineage: Eukaryota; Metazoa; Chordata; Mammalia; Chiroptera; Mormoopidae. The coding region runs from base 266 to 1255 and encodes 329 amino acids. The transcript has 9 exons.
ACAGCGAACACCAGCUGCUCUCCGCGCCGGGCGCCGUGCGCCGCCGCUCCGCCAGCGCUGCCGCCCUCGUCCGCCGCCAGCAGCUCGCCGCCCGUGGCCCCUCGCGGCUUGGCGGGCCUCUCCUUUGUCCGCCCGGGCCCGCCCGCCGCCGAGGUCCCGGUCCCCGGGCCGGCUGCCCGCGGCGCUCGGUGCCGGCAGGGCGCGCAGGGGGCGGGGGCCGCGGCUCGCCCCCCGCGGAUGAGCAGCCGCGGAGCGCGGGCGGACGAUGGAACUCCACAUCCUAGAGCACCGGCUGCAAGUUGCCAGCGUCGCCAAGGAGAGUAUCCCGCUCUUCACCUACGGCCUGAUCAAACUUGCCUUCCUGUCUUCCAAGACCAGGUGCAAGUUCUUCAGUCUGACUGAGACACCGGAGGAUUAUACCAUCAUCGUUGAUGAGGAGGGCUUCCUGGAACUACCCUCCUCGGAGCAUCUGAGUGUGGCAGAUGCCACCUGGCUGGCCCUCAAUGUAGUGUCGGGUGGCGGCAGCUUUUCCAGCUCCCAGCCCAUCGGGGUGACCAAAAUCGCCAAGUCGGUGAUCGCCCCGCUGGCCGACCAGAACAUCUCCGUGUUCAUGCUCUCCACCUACCAGACGGACUUCAUCCUGGUACGUGAGCGGGACCUGCCCUUUGUCACCCACACCCUGUCAUCCGAGUUCACCAUUCUGCGGGUCGUCAAUGGCGAGACAGUGGCAGCGGAGAACCUGGGCAUCACCAAUGGCUUUGUGAAGCCCAAGAUGGUCCAGAGGCCUGUCAUCCACCCACUGUCCAGCCCCAGCAACAGGUUCUGUGUCACCAGCCUGGACCCCGACACGCUGCCCACUGUUGCCACACUCCUCAUGGACGUCAUGUUCUACUCCAACGGCGUGAAGGACCCCAUGGCUGCCAGUGAUGACUGUGGCCACAUCCGCUUCUUCUCCUUCUCCCUCAUCGAGGGCUACAUCUCCCUGGUGAUGGACGUGCAGACCCAGCAGAGGUUUCCUAGUAAUCUGUUGUUCACAAGCGCGUCUGGAGAGCUCUGGAAGAUGGUGCGGAUUGGAGGGCAGCCCCUGGGAUUUGAUGAGUGUGGCAUCGUGGCCCAGAUCUCCGAGCCCUUGGCCGCUGCAGACAUCCCCGCCUACUACAUCAGUACUUUCAAGUUCGACCACGCACUGGUACCAGAAGAAAACAUCAACGGCGUCAUCAGCGCCCUGAAAGUCAGCCAAGCAGAGAAGCAUUAGAAGGGUGUCUCUCUCCGCCCUGUCCACGCCCAGCCCUGGGCCCGGCCCCCACCUGAAGAUUCUUCUUGCAGUAUUUCUCAACAGACUGGAAAACCGUCCCUAGGUCCCCCAAAGAAAGGGCCACAGAGACAUCCCCAUUUGCUGACUUUGCCCGGCCUGGAGCCCAAGCCAGGACCUCCCGAAGCCCUCCUGCCUUCCCAGAGCCCCCAGACCCUCCCGAGUGCACCCUCAUCUCGUCCCCCACCCCCAACUCCAGAAAAUGAGGUCUGAGGCCCAGGGAGCUUAUGAGCUGACCCACCUCCUCACCGGGCCUCACCCACAGUCGGGGGCAGACUCCGAAGUAAGCCGGCGCCUCCUGCAAGACACCGGGGUUCCAGUUCCCAUGUUUUCUUGGGGGACAGGCCAAGCAGGGCUGAGUUCGUGGAGCCUGGGGAGGCCCCCAUGAGGGCGGGGAGCUGGAUACUGUGGUUGCUGGUCUCUGGUUCCAUCAGCUCGGGGCUGGUUCCCGGAGUGGAGGCUGGUGGGUGGCCCUCGGGACAUGUGCUGGUGGGGCGCCAAGCUGGGGAAGACCCGAGCCCCCCCCCCCCACCCCCACCCCCCGCAGAACCUCGCCUGCCAACCACAGGGCCUGUGCCCCAACUCCCAGCGAGACUGCCAGCAGGGCCCUGCCCAGACCCUCCCCACCACAAGCUCACUCCUGGGAGGGCAGAUCCCAGGAGACCCACCAGCGUAGGGCACACGCUCCUGUCCCCUCUGCUUUCCCUGGACCUGACUCAGGCAGGCAUAGCCUCAGUCUCUCCCAAGUGGGGGUACUGCCUGCCUUCCGGGCCUAGGGUUCCUUAGGUCACCCUCACCUCCCUAACAGUUGACUAGGCCAGCACAGGGCUCCCCUGUCAUCCUGUCCCCUCCCUUGCCCCACUUUGGGGGACAUAGAAGGCCUCUGCCCCCAACUCCCCUGCCUGCCCGCCCCUCAGUCCGGGGACUGUGGCACUCAUGAGUACUUGAUCUGGGAGGCAGCUUAUCUGAGCCUUAAUAGAGAAAACCGUACUUUGCUUUAGUUUCUUAUUUAAUGUAUUUGCGCCCAGGCUGUGGUCAGCAGCCAUUUCAAGAUACAGGGCCCGUCUUCCGCGUCCUGUCGGGGCCCAGAGGCCCAGCAUCACUUGGCUGGGGCCCUGUGGCUCCGAGGACAAGUGUGAGGACUGGAGGCCUUGGCCCUCUCUGCGGAGCAGGACACUGGGAGCAGAGGUCUGUUACUAGAUGGGCCCCAGGGCGCCCCACACAGGGCGGCCCAGCCAGGCCUAAUGACAGGCGCCCAGGCAGCUGUGGUUCUGAGCAUCAGAGGGGACCUAAGGGCCACAGGGAGGUGGACAGCUGGGUGGCAGGCCGGCUGAGGCGGCUUGUCCCCCUAGACGGUCUUCAGAGAGAAUGGGGUGAGUCCUGUGCCUCCUCCCCGGGAGCCUUUGAAGCACACAGGGCCCGCUGUGGCCCCUGCCCUUCCUGGGCUCCUCCUGGGGCAUCAGCCGACGUGCGCUGCCCGGGAGGCCCGGAGGAGAAGGGGGGUUCUGGUCCGGUGGAUGCCCGUGUGGGACCCUGUGCUGGAAGCCCCCGGUUUAGGAACUGUCCGUCUGGGCCCUGGUGGAUCCCAGGGCCCCCACACUGAUUAGGAACCCGUGGGUGGUUUUGGUUUUUGUUUUUAAGUUCAUUCAUUUUGCACAAAACUCCGUUAACAACCAAAACGUGUACAUUGUUUGCUGGUUCCAAAAUGGAGGUGGCCAAGCGGGCAGGGCAACGCGUGAAGCCCUGGGC